AUGCGGCUCACCGCCGACCUCAUCCGGGAUUCCCUAUCCUACCUCAACCCGCUCAAGGAGCGAGAGCUUGAUCUUCGAGGCCAUCGAAUUCCCGCGAUUGAGAACUUGGGUGUCGCUGGCCCUCACGAUGCCAUUGACUUCACAGAUAAUGACAUUCAAGUACUGGGAAACUUUCCCUUGUCGCCUCGCAUAACGACCCUUCUCCUCGCACGAAACCGCGUCUCAAGCAUUCAGCCCUCUCUGGCUAAGGCCAUCCCGAACCUUGCCAACCUGGUGUUAUCGUCGAACAACCUGACAGAGCUUGCGGAUUUGGAUGCGCUGGCGUCAUUUCCCCGCUUGACGCACUUGGUACUGUCGGAUAACCCCGUUUCCAAGAAGGAGAACUAUCGAUACUGGGUGCUGUGGAAGUGUCCUUCCGUGCGGUUUCUCGACUUCGAAAAGGUCAAGGAGUCCGAGCGGGAGAAGGCUCGCGAGCUCUUCGGAACUGAAGAAGAGCCAACAGCUCUGGCUUCAAAGAUCCAAGGUAUCAAGACCACAACCUUCAACACCUCGACUGACGGCUCGGACGCGCCCUCCAAGCUUUCCCGAAUAAAGCUGACAGACGCCGAGAAGAAGCGACUACAGGAGCGCAUCAAGAAGGCUACCAGCCUACAGGAGAUUAUCGCGCUGGAGAAGGAACUGAACGAGGGACGUCUGCCUUCUGGUAUUCACGGAGAUGCCAUGGAGGAAUAA
Fusarium mangiferae is the source of this 732-nucleotide messenger RNA. RefSeq names its product related to U2 snRNP protein A`. Gene Ontology annotation, cellular component: U2 snRNP. Gene Ontology annotation, molecular function: protein binding; U2 snRNA binding. Gene Ontology annotation, biological process: mRNA splicing, via spliceosome. The record is from RefSeq and is a predicted model, not a curated record. Lineage: Eukaryota; Fungi; Ascomycota; Sordariomycetes; Hypocreales; Nectriaceae. Bases 1 to 732 code for a protein of 243 amino acids. The transcript has 5 exons.